AUGACGACUACUCCAUUACACGAAAUGUCACAGUUAAAUUCUAAACUUGAUGAAUUAGCUCGAUUAACAGAAUCUGAAUAUGAAACUAGUAAAACGGUGAUUCUUUUUCAAUAUUUUGAUAAAAUAUAUACAUUAUGUUAUGGUACACCUAAUUUUCAAACAUUAAUUGAUACAUUAAUUCAAAGAGAAUAUGCAAAAUUUUGUGCUGCAAUAUUUAAACGUAUAUAUAUGGAUGUAUUUAAAAGUCAAGAUCGUUGGCAUAUUACUUAUUAUUUAGUCCAUUCAUUAUGGAAUUAUACAGAUAAAACGAAUGCAAUGUGUACCGCAAUUGUUAAUGCACAACUUAUUCCGAUGUUUACUUAUAAUCUCAAUCAUGAUAAUUAUUUAAAUAAUUUCUCUGCUAAUGAUGCUAUUAAAAAAUUAUUCGAUAUGAUUGUUUCAAUUUUACAUAAUAUUGCACAAGUACCUGAAUUAACUAGUGAAUUAAGACGACAUCAAUGUUUAGAAAUUUUAAAUAAAUUAAUUCAAAAAAUUGGUUCACAUAAUAUUUUUCUCAAAGGAAUAUCUUAUUUAACACUUGCUUAUAUUAUCCGAGAAGAUGAACGUACCACCUAUUUAACAAAUUCUAAUGAAUCAAUACCUUAUCUCGUUGAUCUUUUGAACAAAGCAGUAAAUAGUCCAGAUCGUCGAUCAAAUGGAUUAGAAGCACGUGAAUUAUGUAAAGGUCUAUCGAAAUUAUCUGUUGCAAAUGAUAAUAAAUAUAAAAUUUAUAUUGAAUCAAAACUACUUGAUAGUUUAUUAAAUAUGCUUGAACAACAUUCCAAUAGUCAAGAACAAAUCUCUGCUUGUACACUUAUUUGGAAUUUAGCAUUCGAUCAAAAUGUUCGAAAAAUUUAUAGUGAACAUAAACAAUUAAAUCAAAUUUUAACAACUAUUGCACAAACAUCAUCAAAUGAUGAAUUAAGACGAUCAGCAUCAGGAUGUUUAUGUACAUUAAUGGGAGGACCAAAACCUCCAACAAAAACAUCAUCAGCACCACCAGAAAAUAAAAGAGUUAUGAUUUCAUAUAAUCACGAUGUUAAACAUUUAUCAAAACAAAUAAAAGAUCAUUUAGCUGCUGAUGGAUAUGAUGUUUGGAUUGAUCUUGAAAGAAUGCAUGGAAAUUUAUUGGAUUCAAUGUCGGAUGCUAUUGAAACUUCAUCGAUUCUUCUUAUAUGUUUAACUGAAAAAUACAAAGAUUCACCAAGUUGUCGAUUAGAAUGUGAAUAUGCAUAUCAACAAAAAAAACAUAUCAUUCCACUUCUUUUACAACCAAAUUAUAAACCUGAUGGUUGGCUUGGUAUUAUUGUUGGUAGUAAAAUAUACAUAAAUUAUGCAAAAAAAUCAUUUGAUGCAGCUUAUUCGGAAACACUUGGCGAGCUUCAAGCACUUCAAAAUCGAGUAAAUACAAAAUCAACAAUAUCGCCACCGAAAAAACUUGCUCCUCCACCGGAACCACCUCGUCCAUUAUCAACAGCAACAAUAGCAGCAGCAGCAAAUGAAACAAUUACGACGAGAGCUACUCCUCCUCCUAAUGCUAUUGUUCAUUUGAUGUCACAAUUUCGAAUGGAUAAUGUAUCUACACCAAUGCCAGUCACAUCGACAACUUUAGAAAAAAUGACACCUAAAGAAACACACAAUUUUUUGAUUGAAAAUGGAUUAGAAAAUUUUCUACCAAUGUUUAUCGAUAUGGACGGUAUUAAAUUAAUGAAAUUAUUCGAAAUUAAAAAUAAAGCACCACAAUUUUAUUAUAUGCUUAUUAAAGACAAAUGGGAUCAAAUGAAUCAAGAAGCCAAAGAUCAAAGUUAUAGUCGAAAAUUACCAACAUCAAUGGCUCAAUUUCUUCAAUUAACUGUUAUUCUAGAUAAAUUAGCUGACCGAUUUUCAUCGAAAUAA
Molecule: messenger RNA, 1935 nt
Organism: Adineta steineri
Lineage: Eukaryota; Metazoa; Rotifera; Eurotatoria; Adinetida; Adinetidae
Source: the annotation of a GenBank genome assembly